AUGACAAUCGCGAAAAUGCUUCGAGCAUCCGCUGUGAGGUGCACACCCCGGCCUAAGGUUCAAACAUCAUAUCCCUCCCCACGUCAGACACGCUGUCACUCGAUAUCGUCGUCUCAGCAGCAGCACGAGUUGGCCCUUCGCCAACCGUUUGGACAUGGCGCAAACGACGAGGUCGCGCGACUUGCAGCCAGCCGCCGACGCCCCUUGACUCUCGCAGAUCUACUCAAGCAUGGACGUCCACCUCUGUCGAAAGAUGCGCUGCUUGCGUCGGCGAAUUUCACCCUCUCUCUCCUCCCUGCAAGGCUAGCAUCUCGUAUCCAAGCGCUGCGGAACCUCCCCUUUAUCGUCGUUUCGAACCCUCACGUCUCGAAGAUAUACAACAACUACGUCCACUCCUUAUCGACUCUUCUUCCCUAUCAACAACGUCAGGUGACAACGCUAGAAGAGGAGACCAGAUUCGCAGAUGUACUGGCAGAUCUGGUGCAUACGCACACAAACACAAUCCCUAUCCUUGCGCGCGGGUUUCUCGAGUGUCGGAAGUACAUCAGCUCCGCAGAUGUGACUCGGUUCCUUGAUACCCAUCUGCGGGCACGGAUUGGCACUCGGUUAAUCGCAGAGCAACACCUGGCCCUUCAUUUUGCUUCGCAGCCAGCCACAGAUGGCGGAUCCCAGUCGCCUCAAACACCUGAGAACUCGGUUCCAUCAAACUACAUAGGCGUCAUUGACACGGCCCUCCAGCCGGCGCGCAUCGUCAAGCUGUGCGAGGACUUUGUGGGCGAAAUAUGUGAGCUGAAGUAUGGGGUGCGACCGCGGUUGAGGAUCGGAGGCCAGCCGGAUGCUACGUUUGCGCAUGUCCCCGUGCACGUGGAAUACAUCAUCACCGAACUAUUGAAGAACGCUUUUCGAGCGGUCAUCGAAUCGGGGAACGAGCGGGUCCCUAUCGAAGUCACGAUUGCAGCCGCGCCCGAUGUUCCUAGUCACGACGCGCACGACGUGUGGCGAAGAACACCUAACGCCCCAGGCAGUUACUCCGACUCGGACGUUGGGUUUGAGUUCGACACGGUCGUUGGCACGGCAGAUGCCAACGAAUCGAUCAAAUCGACAACUCCGUCGUCGCAGAGCAUCACCAUUAGAAUCCGGGAUAGAGGGGGCGGGAUCCCUCCCGAAGUAAUCUCCAACAUCUGGUCUUACAGCUUCACCACCUUCAAUGACUCCAGCAUGCGGGACUCGGAUAACGGGAACCUCGACGCGCUGAAUACCAUCUCCGCCAGUGGGGGGCAGCUGAGCAGCAUUGCCGGCCUUGGGUAUGGGCUACCGCUCAGCAGGGCGUACGCCGAGUACUUCGGUGGCAGUAUUGCUAUCCAAAGCCUGUGGGGAUGGGGGACCGAUGUCUAUCUGACUCUGCAGGGAGUUGGCAAGAUUGAAUGA
Messenger RNA from Aspergillus clavatus NRRL 1, 1428 nucleotides. Its product is annotated as alpha-ketoacid dehydrogenase kinase family protein. The transcript has 2 exons. The record is from RefSeq and is a predicted model, not a curated record. Gene Ontology annotation, cellular component: mitochondrion. The coding region runs from base 1 to 1428 and encodes 475 amino acids. Gene Ontology annotation, biological process: regulation of glucose metabolic process; protein phosphorylation. Lineage: Eukaryota; Fungi; Ascomycota; Eurotiomycetes; Eurotiales; Aspergillaceae. Gene Ontology annotation, molecular function: pyruvate dehydrogenase (acetyl-transferring) kinase activity.